This is a messenger RNA of Oryza brachyantha (malo sina), 2394 nucleotides long. Its product is annotated as MICOS complex subunit MIC60. Gene Ontology annotation, cellular component: MICOS complex. The transcript has 12 exons. The record is from RefSeq and is a predicted model, not a curated record. The coding region runs from base 182 to 2059 and encodes 625 amino acids. Gene Ontology annotation, biological process: cristae formation. NCBI's taxonomy places the organism in Eukaryota, Viridiplantae, Streptophyta, Magnoliopsida, Poales, Poaceae.
UGUAGGCGGAGCCGCACAGCACAACGCCGCGCCUCCACCCUCGCCGCCUUCCGCCACGCCACUCCACCCGCCGGUCGCCGCCGCGGCAGCGAAAGGCGGAGGCGUCACAGGACGAUCGGAGCCUCGUAGCUCUACGCCCCAUCCGCCCUCCCCAGCAGCAAGGGCGCGGAGGUCGCCCGCCAUGCUGCGCCGGUGCGUGCGGGAUCUGCACUCGCUGCGGCCCCUCAGGAGGAUCCCUAGGCCGAUCUCCAGCGAGGUCCCAAGUCCAGCAUGUCUUCGACCCAGAAGCAAGUCAACAAAAGCUUCUCAACAGGGUUCAACACAGAAUACUGUCCCUGGCCCUCAAGGAGAACCUUCUCGGUCAGGAAGCAGUGUUUCAAAAGUUCUGCUUGGAACUCUGGUAGUUGGUGGUGCUGCUAUGGCUGCCUAUCAGGCUGGCUACAUAGACCACCAAUUUAAGGACAGAAUAUUUCCCUCUACCAUUAAGGUGCAAAAUAUCCGGAAGAAAUAUGAAGAUCUGAAGGCUCCUUCUGAACAGAAGGAUGAUGAAAUGCAAGUUGUAUCAGAUCCAAACGUUGAUAUUGUUCAGAAUGGUAAUAGUAGGGCUCAUCCUCCAAAGGACCUUCCAACUGAAGGGGUGGCUCCUCAAGAAAUUCCAACUACUGGUGAGGAACCUGUUUUCUCUGAAGAAAAAGAAAGAGAAACCCUCGCUCAGGUGAUGCCACCAGUUCCACAUGAACAUGGAGUAGAUACUAAACCGCCAUCUCAAGAUGUUCCUGUUAUUGACAUAAAACCAAUAGUUAAUGAUAAGGCAGCAAGUGAAGUUCUUCCUGAAGAAACAGACAAGACGACCAGUGCAAUUUCUCCAGUACCAUCAAGCUCAGCAACAGUAGAUCCUUCCUAUCAUUUUCACACAGAUACAGAUGCACCAAAGGAUCCAUCAAGUGCUGGUGUGAAUGAACAUAAAUCUCUGGCCGAGACAUAUUUGCUACAAGAAGAACCUGAUAAUUCUAAAUACACGAGUGCCAAGGAAAGUAAACACGAUGAAGCUAUUAGUACCGGAGCUUCUGAUGACAGGAAAAUCGUACUUGAUAUUAUAGAGGCUAUUCAUGCUGCUGAAAGAAAGCAGGCAGAUGCAGAUGCCUAUAUGUAUUCAGAGGAGAAAAGGAAGUUGAAGGAGAAAUAUGAAAAGGAAUUGAAGGACACCAGGGCCCGGGAACUCAUGUAUGCUGAAGAGGCAGCAAUUCUAGACAAGGAGCUGAAGAAAGAGAAAGUGAAGUCAGCUGCUGCAAUUAAAGAACUGCAAGAAAAUGCUGAACAAAAACUACGGGAUGAGCUACAGAGGAAGGAUGAGGAAGCUAGUCAACAAGUUGAGAAGGCUCGUGAGUUAGCAAAAGCUGAGCUUGCUGCAGCUCUUGCAAAGGAGAAAGCAUCUCAGAUAGAACAAAUUGCUGAAGCAAAUCUCAAUAUAGAUGCUUUGUGCAUGGCGUUCUAUGCACGAUCUGAAGAAACUCGGCAGAGUCAUUCAGUUCAUAAGCUUGCUCUGGGUACCCUUGCUUUGGAAGAUGCUCUAUCCACUGGAUCACCAAUCCGUGCAGAGGUGGAUCAGUUGCGUAAAUCUCUUGAAGGUAUUGAUAAGGACUCACUGUUAGAAUUGGCUCUUUCAUCAGUUCCAGAAGAUGUUCUCGAAUAUGGAUCAGAUACUCCUAUGGAGCUGAAACAAAAGUUUAAUUCCUUGAAGGAGACAAUCAGGCAUUUCAGCCUUAUACCAGCGGGUGGUGGUGGUAUCCUGACUCAUGCUGUUGCUCAUGUUGCUUCAUCCAUUAAGAUCAAAGAGGACCAAUCUGGUGUUGGAAUUGAGUCCCUUCUAAACAGAGUGGAGAACUUGAUUGUAAAUGGAGACUUGAGUACAGCAGCGGAGGCGUUGGAAGGAGGGUUACAGGGGAGUGAAGCGGCUGAAAUAGCUAGCGAGUGGGUGAAGCAAGCAAGGAAACGUGCAAUAGCAGAGCAGACUCUCACUCUCCUCCAUUCUUAUGCUUCUUCCAUCACAUUCUCGUGAUUUUGUUGAUCAAUGUUCUAUACUCCUAUUCAACAAGAUCUGCGAGUUAAAGUACUAGUCCAAUCACAAAUCUCUGAAGACCAUAUUGCAAAUACCUGAAUCUAUAGGAGCCAGAGCCAUUCCAUGCCAAGCGGCUGCUGACUUUUCCACCUUUUUCAACAGAGCUAAUAAUUUUUGCCGUGUAGCUACUAGCUACUUGGUAUCCUGAUAUUUUAGCUGCCAGUUGAGGCACACUUUGGAUAGAAUUGCCAAUUUUGCUGCGGAUGUAAAUUUCCUCGUUAUGAACUCCUGAUGCUGGCAACAUGCUUACAAGUGAGCGAGCUUGACUUUCGUUU